Molecule: messenger RNA, 798 nt
Organism: Aspergillus affinis
Lineage: Eukaryota; Fungi; Ascomycota; Eurotiomycetes; Eurotiales; Aspergillaceae
Product: 40S ribosomal eS28 domain-containing protein
Exons: 4
Coding region: 1-798 (265 amino acids)
Biological process (GO): maturation of SSU-rRNA; ribosomal small subunit assembly; translation
Cellular component (GO): ribosome; cytosolic small ribosomal subunit
Molecular function (GO): structural constituent of ribosome
Source: RefSeq, a predicted model, not a curated record
AUGGCACUUGCUUUUGGGGACGGCGAAGAGAAGUCUUCCUUCGAGGCUGGGGAGGCAUCGUUAGCAAGGAAAGUCAAUUGGAACAAGACGGGACAGGGCAGUAAGGUAUUCAGGCAGUACGGCAUCCAGGCACAAUGGCUGACCGCCCGCGUGGAUGCCCGACGGCUCAGGUGUCGAUUAGCCCUGAACCCUCGCGUAAAGUUGAGCCCAAAGGGGAAAGGCAAGCCCACACAAGCCGCAAAUCCUCGAUUCCAAUUUCACGCCGGCCUCAACUUCCACCUCCGCCCGCCCCCUUCGCCAUCUACACCUCCUUCCCGUCAACCCUCGCUGUCGUCAAGCCCUAUCUUCAAGAUGGAUGCCAGCAAGCAGCCCGCUAAGCUCGUCAAGGUCACCCGUGUCCUCGGCCGUACCGGCUCCCGUGGUGGUGUCACCCAGGUCCGCGUCGAGUUCAUGGACGAUACCUCUCGCAGCAUCAUCCGUAACGUCAAGGGCCCAGGAGCAUCCACAAAAGAAGCCAGAGAGAAGGAACUCUGCAGUUCGGAAUCAUUCGAAGAAGAAGAAAACAAGAGCUGGGAAUACAGGGAAUACAAUGAAUCUGGAAUUCAACACUACUCGGACUGGAUCAGCUUUCUCCGCAUGGGAUUUCGUGGGCUAGGAGGGGAACAAACAAGCACGCAAGCAAGCAAAAUCGAAACAAAGGUGUUGAAAGCUAACGCAAUCUCGUCGCAACCAACAGUCAAGGUCGACGACAUCCUCUGCCUGCUCGAAUCCGAGCGUGAGGCCCGCCGCCUCCGCUAA